Molecule: messenger RNA, 1291 nt
Organism: Rhinopithecus roxellana (golden snub-nosed monkey)
Lineage: Eukaryota; Metazoa; Chordata; Mammalia; Primates; Cercopithecidae
Product: protein AF-10-like
Exons: 4
Coding region: 493-897 (134 amino acids)
Biological process (GO): regulation of transcription by RNA polymerase II
Cellular component (GO): nucleus
Molecular function (GO): nucleosome binding; histone binding
Source: RefSeq, a predicted model, not a curated record
AGAGGAAUCCUCCAUCAUAACUGGACGCCACUGUCUGAUGGCGUUAAUUAUCUUUUAGCGACUGACUAGGAGGGCUAGAGUUCCUUCUUCCUUUUGGUGUAGUACAACUGCAUUUUCCAGAUCAUCAUACUAUAUUGCUAAUUCCUGAUAAACAACCAUUUGUCCUGCACAGCGAGCUGAGGGGCUCCUUGGCGUUCCCUCUCCGAGUGCAGCCCUAACCCGGGCUUUUGACCUUCAGCCUGUGAUGCACUUUCGUUUGCCACUGGGGCCCAUGUAGUGCGUAAAUGGGCGGCAGAUUUGUAGGUCUUCCAGCGGGAGAACUUUGGGAAGAGUCCAGGACGUGAAUUUAAUGGGUGGAGAGGCUGUGGCAGCCCUGUGAAGUUAGGGCGGCCAACUGCAGGAAGCCAUGCUUCAUUACACCCUUCAUGGGAGCUGGCACACUCGCCCCACCCUCGUUACCCACCGGCCAGUCCUGGAGGAAAAGGCCGGCAGAUGGUCUCUAGCGACCGGCCCGUGUCACUGGAGGACGAGGUCUCCCAUAGUAUGAAGGAGAUGAUUGGAGGCUGUUGCGUUUGCUCAGACGAGAGAGGCUGGGCCGAGAACCCGCUGGUUUAUUGCGACGGGCACGGCUGCAGCGUCGCGGUGCAUCAAGCUUGCUAUGGCAUUGUUCAAGUACCCACUGGACCAUGGUUUUGCCGGAAAUGUGAAUCUCAGGAGAGAGCAGCCAGAGUGAUGGUAUACAAUUCCUCUUGGUUAGUAGCCUCAUCUGGAAACGUCCCUCCUGGAUACAUAGAACAUCACUGCGCAUGUGCAUCUCCCCUCCCCCGAUGCCUGGUAUCUAAUGUUCCUCCAGUUUCUGGUGCUCUAAUGCAUUGCUUUUGGACUUGUCUUACUUAACUGCAGCGGCUUUCUUUGGUCCUAAGUCAUUUCCCACUCGUCAUAUGUCCUUUCAAGUUUCCGGGGAUAGUCUUUUUUAUAUUUAUGGCUUUAUGCCCUUUAUCUCAGUUGUCAUUUGGCGUUUCAAGAAGGAGAGGUGGUAGUGUUUAAUUGGAAUUAACUACUUGUGUUUCUGAUGUGGUCUUUUUAUAUUUCUGACAGGGUCUUGUUUUACCAAGUACUAGUCAUCAGUCUAUCCUGUUUACUUGAUUUUUUUUCCCAUUCAACUCACAAACAUUUUUGAAUCAUCCCAUGAAUUCUACUUUCCAUUUACAUUUUUGCCCUUUUAUCUUUUCCUCUUUGCUGACAAGCUUCCUGAAAAAAUAAAACUAGUUGAUAUAUUCACUUCUUCGAA